AUUUCAGGAAUGUGCUGUGAAAGUUGAAGACCGUAAAGAACCGUACAGAGAACUUCGCACUUUGAGCAAUGAUGUCACUGGCUCCUGUCUACAAGACGAUGCUAUCAACAUCUACAACAGUAUGGCUGACAUUGACAAACAAUGGCGAGAAAUUCUGAACCGUUUGAACAAAGUGAAAAAGAAUGUGGAUGACAAUUACAGAGCUUCAAAGAAAUUCUUUGGAUCAUAUGAUGAGUUGAUAACCUUUAUGACCGAAGCCGAGAAACAGUUGGAAUCUGAGGAUAGUAUUGGAGCUGAUCCUGCUGUUCUGAAACAUCAACUCAAGAAACACAAGGUAAACUUUCAUUUCUCUUGCUUUACAAACUUUAUCAAAACAAACUGAAGUGUCGAGACUUGUGGUAGUAAGGGAUUAAUUAAAUCUAUUUCCUUGAACCAGAGAAAUGAAAGUGUCUAAUGUUUAUAUGUUACUCAAAUCGCUAGCUAUUCCAAAGCACCCUGGGUCCACAGCAAGCCAAGAUGGACGUGACGAUAAAAUCUGGCAAAGUUCUCAUCGACCGUGGCGAAGUUGACGACGCUGUGGUAGUCGAAGCCAAGAUUGCUGAAUUGAAAGAACGCUGGGACGGUCUUUGUGGCUUGUCUGUUGAAAGGUAGGAUAAACGAACCUCUACACUAACUUUAUUUCAACAGGAUAUCACUGUGUCACCCACAGAGGAAUAAUUAUGAAUUUAAAAUUCCUCUCUUUUUUAGGCAACAAAAGCUCGAGGAAGCUCUGCUGUUUACAGGAAUGUUCCAAGAUGCAUUGCAAUCAUUGUUUGAUUGGCUAGAGACAGUAGAAUCCGGUCUCUCGAGUGAGACAGCGAUCAUGGGUGACACUCAGACCGUGCUUAUUUUAAUGGAUAACCAUAAGGUACGGUUAUAAUGUAUAAAUGGUGGGUUUUACUAAGCCCCAUCGCGCCACAGAUGGUGGUCAACGAACAAUUGCCAGAAUAAUGGUGAUUCUUUUUAUUACCGAAAUGUAUCUAAAUGCUUUACCUAAAAUCCAUCAAUUAAUAGUCAUAGUCUAGGUUAUAUAAUGUAUGUACUGGUCCAGUGUAGAUAGUAUUCUACAGUAAUCUCCUUGUCCAGAUCUACCUAAAAAAAGAUUAAGUUUCAUCCAAAACUACAACAGUUUCUGACAGUUGCUAAACUCUUUUCGUUCAUCAAGGCAUUCCAACGAGACCUUGCAAGUCGACAGAAAACCUACGACUCUGUCGUGAAAUCAGGCCGACAGUGUGUUGAGGAACAGAAAGUCGAAGACCCCACGGCAUUGGCCGACACUCUUGACGACCUCGUUGUACGAUGGGAUACAUUGAGCAUGAUGUCGAACACCAAACAAGAACGGUUGGAAAAUGCUCUGACCCUGGCGGAAGAAUUCGAGUCUGGAGUGAAGGAAGAAUUGAAAGUCUUGAAGGGAAUUGACACGAGAUUGAGAUCAUUUGGUCCUGUGGCUGAUAACGUGGAUGGUGUUGAUAAACAGAUUGAAGAGAUGGAGGUAAGACUAUAAAACUAACUUUGUUUAUGUACCUACAUGUAGAACUGACUGCGCCAAUUUUCUAUUAACUAUAGGCCCAUUAUUUUGCAAUACACUUAGUUCAGACAUUCGUGGAGCAUCAACUCUGUCUUUGUUUAACAAAAAAUAAAGUUGUACUUAUUUACACGUAUACAUACUAUUUGAUCUCAGAUAUAGGCAGCGUAUUUUCUGACUCUGUAUAUUUAGUUCUUUUCAAUUAGUUUACUUAUCUUUACUUUACUAUAAUAUAACAGGACGUGUAUCACCCUCAUCGGUAUAACUAAUUAUUAUUUAAAUCAACUUAAUAUUCGAGAGGAGCCCAAAGCAUUAAUAAGCCGUAUGGGUUCUAUUUGGGCUUCUCGUCACUUUUGUGUAAUGUAUGUAGAUAUGUGUGUAUUGAUGUUUGGUUUUAUUUGCAGGAAGUAUUAGCUGACCUUCAAACUGAGGAGGGUAAAGUGAAAUCCACUAUCAAGAAAGGUGACAUGAUUCUGAGGUUCUGUCAUCCUAGUGGAACACACACCAUACAGACAUUACUGAACAGACUUAAGAAACGCUGGGAAGAGCUCAAUAGUUGGGCGAACCAGAGAAAGACAAGGCUUGAUGAACAUCUCAAGUCUAUGGAAGAUGAAAGGAAAUUGAUCGAAGAAUUGUCUGCUUGGGUUAAGGAAAAGGAAGCCGUGAUUGAAGAAAAGGAAGCUGUACCUUUACCAGAAGAAGACACUGACAAAUUGAAGGCUUUGCUUGAUGAACAUAAGGUAAUCUACACAAGUAAAAACGCACAAGUUGUAACAAACCUGCAGCAGACUUGUAGCAAUGCUGUUCCGACAACUUGUCAACAGGAUGUGUUCGCACUGCUUGUUCCCAGCUUGUUGACAAGUUGUCAAUGGCUUGUUGACAACUUGCUACAAGGUUGUUGAGCUCAACAGACUUGUUACAAGUUGUUCCAACAAUUUGUUAUCGUCCUGCAAUUCAACAGUUUGUCAACAAGUUGUGAGUGACAACCUUGUAGCAACUUGAUAAAAUAACAGCAUUGUUACAACUUGUUGACACGCUUGCUACAAACCUGUUGUGAACACAUCAAGUUGUGAGAUUUUUCUGUUUUCUCCUUCGGACAUAUUUCCUUAAACUCCUAUUCCAAGUACAUGAGCUCAUGCAUAUUCAUAUUUCAGUUUUAUUUUCCACCAGGAAUUCCAAGACAAUCUUACAACACGACAACCAGAUUAUGAUCAAAUCAUGCGAUCAUCAAAGCGUCGACAGCUGGCAGCCGAGCCUGCGAGAAAACACGAAAUACCAAGCAAAGUACGACCCGGCUGGAAUAAGACACGAAUCCCACGCAAUGCUCCAUCUAGUCAACCUGUAUUUAGUCGUGGACACUCGUUCACGCGAGACAAAAGUCCCGCGCGUGCUCAACUGGCGAAACAUUGGCAACACUUGUGGUUGUUGUCACUAGAGCGCAUGCGCCGAAUUCAGGAGAGAUUGGACUACAUCACUCAAAAGAAGCUAGCGGCGAACUUCAGCUUUGACGAAUGGAAAAAGAGAGUAAGUUGGUUUGUUUAAACUCGACAGUUCCACUAAACACUAGCAGAGAAAAUAAUGUUAAUUAUUUUCCUUAUAUGUAGGAAUCUAAAAUUUCACUCACAUCUCAGUAAAAUGUUCAAUUGAUUAAUUGUAAUGUACUGUCUUUGUUUAGUUCGGCCACUGGCUGCACGAGAGCAAAUCACGUGUCUUGGAUAUUUUCAGACAAAAUGAUCACGAUCACGAUGGCAGUUUGACACGUGAACAGUUCAUCACUGGCUUCCUUGCCACAAGUAAGCCUUGAUAAUAUAUUCUCAUUAAUCAUCAUUAUCAUCAUUAAUCAUCAUUAUUAUUUAUUACCAUGCAUAAAUUAUCAUCAAAUAUGCAACAACUUUAUUGAAUUUCGUUCACAAUAUUAUUGUUUCAGCAUUCCCUACGGAAAGAUGGGAGCUUCAGCUGGUUGCAAGAAAGUUUGAAAGACGUGGUCUCAUUUCCUACAAAGAUUUCGUGGCUGCAAUGAAAGCUGUAAGUAUAUAUAUAUAUAUAUAUAGUUGUAUAACCUUUAUUUCCAAGUGUAUAAGAUGUAAACACUAUAAAUAAAGUCUGACAAGAUAUAUUUUACAUACAUCCGCAGUUUCCUCUUAUGUAUUUCCUAUUUUCCACACGCAUCGAGUGUCUAGCAUAUUCUGAAACAUUUGUUAAUGCCAAUAAUUUCCUGAAUGAGACUAUACUUGUAUAAAACAACAUAAAUAGAUAAACGAAAUGCUUUCCUAAUAAGCCUAUAUGUGUGGUGUAGAACUGCGUGAAAUCUUCAUUUUCCCUUGCAAGUUUUAUUCCCAUUUUCAUGGUAGAUUUUUAGACUAAAAUAAUCCUUCACCCCUGACGUCCUAUCUUAGCCAAUAUUCCAGCUAUUCAUGUUGCCCCUGUCUUAAAUGGUCAAUAUCGUAAAAGUAUUUGUCUUUUUCAUGAAUAUGUCGGACCGGUUUUGGUACAAUGACUCGAUAUCGAUCAAGUUCCGAUCAUGACCAAAAUCAUUAUAUAAGGAACUGCUUUGCUCAAGUUCAGAAUUAUUGUUGAUAAAAAUCGGUCGUAGUAGGUUUCUUGAUUAAAUACAAUUGGUUUGGUGAGGGUUAAGAAUAUUCCAAAAGUGCAAGACAAUGGUUUAUAUGGCAGCUUAUGAAGGACCAGGACAAAACGAGGCAACGUCCGAGUCUGUAACAAACGAUUAUACAAGCGAUGAUGAAAAUGAUGAUUUGAGCGAAUCAAAAUCUUUUUACAUGGUGCCAAUGUCUUUCGUCAUUCAUACAUAUUCCCGAGUACAACCUGACUCGAUCACCGAGUCCAGUCAGACUUUAUCAACACAAUUUUCACCUUAUCGCCACAAAGUCACGAUGUUUAAGGUAUUUUUAUGUGUUACUGUUGAAAAGUUGGCAAGUUUUAUGUGAAAUAUUGGCAUUGAGUUCUUAUCGUAACCGUCAACCCACCAAUAUAUAAAAGAAUUCUUCAUUUCGUAUUGCUUCAUAUAUGACUUAUGUCUUACAUCUUCUUUUCAGAAAAAAUCAACAAAACCUCUGACAGAAUCCGAGCAAAUUCACGAUGAAAUUGAACGACAGGUGUCAGAGUGCGAAUGUCCGCAUAAAUUUGAAGUUACUAAAGUUGCAGAGAGGAAGUACCGGGUAAGAGCCUUAAAUGUUUCAUUUUAUAUUGGCUUUGCUGACACUUUUGAAAUUGCAUAUUCCAUACUCGUUCAUUUGUGAAACCCAUGCCGUUUCUUUUUACCUGUAGUUAUGGCUACGUCGAUGAACCAAUUGUACUAGUUAUGUCUGAGUAAACACGACCAGCUGUCUUGAUAUUUUUCUUGUAUUUUCAGUUCGGCGACUCACAGAAACUUCGUCUGCUACGAAUCCUGCGAAGUACUGUCAUGGUUCGUGUCGGUGGAGGUUGGGAAACUCUUAAAGAAUUUCUGAGCAAGAACGAUCCUUGCAAAGGUGAACAAAAUGAUGCUUUACUUCCUUAGAAUUUUCGAGGCAGUACUAGUUUACACUCCCAAAGUUUCUGUGACGACAGUAGGAAUUUUGCAUGGGCACAUUCUAAGUUUUGAAGGAUUUUCACAGAAACUUUGACAGUGUAAAGCAGCCAAAACUGAAACCUACUGAUUAAGACUGAUUUUAGGCACACAAUAAGAGAUGACAUUGUAGUGCAUUGAACGUUUGAAUAUGGAGAUAUAGAACUGACAAUAUUUAUAAUACGUCGUUUCCUUUUUAGCUGAAGGUCGUACCAACUUCGACAUCCGUAACCUGGCAGCCUCGCCAGACUUGUCAGUACACAACAUAGGGACAUUCCGUAACAAACGACCUGGAAUAUCUCGCGAGGGAUCUGGAACCGAUCUUAAGGAUGGUCUUGCACCCCCUGCGUUGGGACCGCGUAAGAAGUCUGGGUCCAACCUCAAAGGUGACAAAGCAGGCGAACUCAAGAAAGCGGGAAGUAGAGAUGGCCUUGCCUCGCCUAGGGCUACGACUCCCACCUCAAGAGUCAAGAAAGCGACAAGUCACACAUCGGUACACAGUGACGACGGCAAACCGGAGGCUUCCGGAACAUCUACGCCGACGAAGACGAAGACGAGCACUAAACGAACAACUACGAGUACAAGUCGUGUACCCACGCCGAAAUCGACCACGUCGCGCGCGAGUCCCGCAAAAUCAACCGUCGCGUCGAGGACGACAACCUCACGAAUUCCAAGCCCGUCGACAACUGGCGGUGCUUCACGUACGACUACGACUACAACCCGAACGGGUAGCGGAGGAACACGAACGCCUACGAAAUCAACGUCAUCGGCUACCCCGCGAAGCUCAACGAAAACAACGAAAACUACCAAAACAACGAAGAAAUAGACUGGUCAAAGAAUUGACCACGACACCGACAUAGGAGAGCAGUGAUCGUGAAUAAUUUGCAGAUUACUGGCUCACAAGAAGACAAGAAAUAGGCAAAACUAUGGGCAAAACACUGCACAUGCUUGCACUAAGUGAUUCUAGACCUUAAUUAUAGUUAGCAUUUCGUAUGGUUAUAUUUUUAGUUAUGUUAGAAUUGAUAUUUAAUUUCAAGGAUGUUGUACAAUUUAGAUGUCCACCGUGACACUAAGCCAUACAUGUUCGUACGCACUUUGUCUUCAAAGGAGAUUUAGGAAAACAAAAUAAUUCGAUAAACGUAAGAUAAUUUCUCCAUAGUAUAUGUAGCGAAACAAAAAAUUAGUGAAUUUGACAAAGUUUCCAUAACUCAAUGGCUGGCGAGUUUUGGUGACUUUGUCAAACAACAACAACAUUUUAGUUUUUGGAAUCUUACCAAAUACAAUAUGACCUAAACUAAAUUACUGGGAAUUUUUAAAGGUUUCCUUAAACUCAUGGCUGGCGAGUUUUAGAAACAUUUAACUGUUUCCAUAAAUUGGUGUUUUCUCGGAAACGAAGAAAUUUUAACGACUUUCCAUAGAUCCAAAAUAUUGAUAGGAACAAAAUUGGUGAAGUUUCUGGAACUCUCAUGGCUGGCGAGUCUUAGAAACUUGUCCAAUUGUUUUUAGAAUUUCUAGUAUUGGAAUCUUGGAAAUUUCUGAAAACACAUACAUCAUAGUGUAGCUAACUUAUAUGUUGUUAAGUGUAUCAGUGUCUGUAUGUGAAAUGUUCAGUAGUGAAAUGUGAUUUUGUUAAAAUGUAAAGAGUGUAACAUUAGGUAUAAUUUUAAAGUGAAAGAAAGAAUAAA
Messenger RNA from Paramuricea clavata, 6814 nucleotides. NCBI's taxonomy places the organism in Eukaryota, Metazoa, Cnidaria, Anthozoa, Malacalcyonacea, Plexauridae. The record is from the annotation of a GenBank genome assembly.